CACAUAGUCAUGCUGGCAAACCCUAGUCUGAAUUGGCAGAAGCUCCAAGAUGUGUAUUAUUGUAACAGGCCCUGUUACGAGACGUUGAAUUGGUCAAUUGAUAACCUACAUUCCAAUUAUAAGGUAACAAUUUCUCCAGAUACUAGUUUGAUUGCAUUAACUUCUAAAUUUGUUCCCCAUCCAAACUUGGUGGACAUAUACUCCAUCAGCGGAACAAAACUAUGGUCUGUUGUGUAUAAUAGCAGUCCCAGUGACCAUAUUGUGGAUAUAAUGUUCAAGGACGAAAAUCUCUGUGUUAUAUUGAAUAAUCACAAAUUUCGAUACUAUACUGACUUUAAAGGAAAUUUCAGCGAACAUAACUACACCCAAGAUCUAAUUGCAUUGCGAGAUGCUCGAUCAACUGCUCAGAGAGACCGCAGUCCAAACUAUAAGCUGGCACUUAUAACUAAUUUGGAAAAUAAUGAAACUGAAGAAAUAUUUCAUGUUUUAGAAGCUACCACUUGGAAUAAGUUUUUGAUUUUGAAAUUGAAAGAUCGCUUUAUUAUAACGGAUUUGGAUUCUUUCAUUAAUUAUGAAGCAACUUUUUCUGGACUUGAUUUGGAUCAAAUUCACUAUAUAUGUCCGCUUUCUUAUGAAAAUGAGGUUUUAAUUAUUCUCUUGAGUUAUGAAAGGUCUGUUGUUUCAUUUAAAAUUGAUUUCAGCAGUAGCUCUUACGAGUUGGUAGACCACGAACUUACCGACGGGUCUUUCAAUCAAAUUUCCGCCUCACCCAAUGGCUCAUUGAUUGCCUUGUUCAAUUCUGAAUUAUGCAAAAUAUUUGUAAUAAAUAACAGUUUCAAUCAGGUUUUAUUGGAGUAUGAUACAUCUAAUGAUUCAAGCUCUCCAUACCAAGUAGAAUGGUGUGGGAAUGAUGCAAUCGUUCUUUCUUUGAGAGACGAAAUUAAAUUAGUUGGCCCUGGUCAAAGAUCAAUUUCCUUUUUUUAUGACAUCAUAGAAGAGGAAGACGUGAAUUUGGACUUGAUUCUUAAAGAUAAUAAUGAUUUGUCUUUUACCAUUCCUAUCAUUAAAACAGAAGUCGAUGGACUCAAAAUCAUCACCACCAAUAAAGUUGAAUUUCUUAGCAGAGUUCCAGACUCCUGUGUCAAUUUGUAUCAAAUUGGGUCUUCUCAUCCAUGCAGCAUUCUACUUGACUGUGUUGAUAAGGUCGUACAACAUUCUUCCAAAGCUGACACUAGCAUUUCUUUACUUAAGUCAGAUCAUGCAUUAUUGCUGGCCAUGAAAGAAUGUUUAAAUGCAUCUCUUGAUGAGUUUCAACCAUACUGGCAGAAAAAAAUAUUGAAAGCUGUCUCAUUCGGUAACAUCUAUAAUGAUGAAUUUUAUAAUGCUGAAGAAUACCUUGAAGUUUUGAACUAUCUCAAAGUCUUGAACCAACUUAGGUCAAGCGAGAUUGGUUUAUUCUUCACUUAUAAUCAGUUGUUGUUGGUAGGAUGGGAAAGAGUGAUCGAAAUGUUGUUGAGAAGAGACCAGUAUUAUCUUUCACUCAAAAUAAUUGAUAUUCUUGGAUUGCAAAACCUUUCCGAUACAGUAUAUGUAUAUUGGUGCUCGAACAAGAUCAAAAAAGAACUUAAUAUGUCUGACAUGGAACUAUUUAAAAUAAUAGUUAAUAAAUUGUUAGAUGGCUCAUCAAAUAAGUCAGCUAAAAACUUAAUAUCCAUUAAAGACAUUUCAAACACUGCAUUUGAGGAGGGAAGAAUAGAUUUAUGUAAACUAUUAAUCAAUUUAGAACCGUCUAUUGACAAAAGAAUCGAGUACUUCCUCCAAUUUGAAGAGAUUGAAUUAGCUUUAGUAAAGUCUUUCCAAUCAGGAAAUUACGAUUUAUGUCGUUUGAUCUUACUAUAUCUACAAAAAGAGCUAACCACAUCCCAAUUUUUCAAAAUAUUGAAUCAAAAUGAACAAAAAGGCUUGAUCAAGGAUACUUCAUUGAAUGAAGUUGAUGAUCCAAAAAUCUUGAAACUUGUCAAUAAUGAAAAUUUAUUUGUUUCAGGAGAUUUAAUUGGUAAUUUUUGGGUAAAUAGUAUUGGUAAAUCAACGCCUAAAAUCCUUGAAAGAUACCUCUUAGAAGAAGAUAAAAAGGUGCAAUUUGAUACGAUCAAGUUGAAGGAAUUUAUCAAAGGGAACGACAAACACAGUUCUAAUGAUAUAGUUGAUAAUUCUCAAAAUGAGGCCUACCAUGAAGAGUAUAAAUCUAGAUUGUCCAAAUUUACUGGAAGAUCCGCAUCUAAAAGCUCAGCUAAAUUUUUCCAAACGGAACUACAAAUUCUUGAAUUAAAAAGGAGACUUACAGAGACCUACCAAAAAUCUUUUUACAGUGAAAAAUCUUUGCUUGACAUCUUGAGAAAACUAAUCAAAAUGAAUCAAUUGAAGCAAGCAAAUAAGAUUGUAAAAGAUAUGAAGGUUUCUCAACAGAAAUUUUGGCAUUUAGUUCUACAGACUUAUGCUCAAGAAGGCGAGUUUACCAAGCUUUAUAAAUUUAUCACUGAUAAUAGUCAAUCGACAAACCAUUUGAAAUCGCCAAUUGGAUUUGGACCAAUUAUUAAAACCUGCAUGUUUCAUAAAGCACCCCAAGAUCAAAUAUCAAUAUAUAUUGAGAGUAGUAAUGAUCUUGGUUAUGAUGAAAAAACCGAAUUAUAUUUACAAAAUGGGGAUAUUUCACUGGGAGCUAAUGAAGCCUUUAAGAAUAAAGAUGCUGAAUUGCUUCAAAGGGUUUUAAUCAGAGCUGAAGCAAUGAAUGAUAGAAUAUCCAGAGACAAAAUAAAGAGUUAUUUGAAUAGAUUAGGUUUUUAG
This is a messenger RNA of Hyphopichia burtonii NRRL Y-1933, 2844 nucleotides long. RefSeq names its product tethering complex subunit (gene VPS16). Gene Ontology annotation, biological process: endosomal transport; intracellular protein transport; vacuole fusion, non-autophagic. Gene Ontology annotation, cellular component: cytoplasm; HOPS complex; endosome. Gene Ontology annotation, molecular function: actin binding. The record is from RefSeq and is a predicted model, not a curated record. Lineage: Eukaryota; Fungi; Ascomycota; Pichiomycetes; Serinales; Debaryomycetaceae. The transcript has a single exon. The coding region runs from base 10 to 2844 and encodes 944 amino acids.